This is a messenger RNA of Kuraishia capsulata CBS 1993, 1008 nucleotides long. RefSeq lists its product as uncharacterized. Bases 1 to 1008 code for a protein of 335 amino acids. Gene Ontology annotation, biological process: rRNA methylation; box C/D sno(s)RNA 3'-end processing. Gene Ontology annotation, cellular component: box C/D methylation guide snoRNP complex; small-subunit processome; nucleolus. The transcript has a single exon. Gene Ontology annotation, molecular function: histone H2AQ104 methyltransferase activity; rRNA methyltransferase activity; RNA binding. The record is from RefSeq and is a predicted model, not a curated record. NCBI's taxonomy places the organism in Eukaryota, Fungi, Ascomycota, Pichiomycetes, Pichiales, Pichiaceae.
AUGGCCUUCACUCCAGGUGGUAGAGGUGGCAGCAGAGGUGGCUUUGGCGACCGCGGUGGCAGAGGCGGCUUCGGCGGCAGAGGUGGAUCCAGAGGAGGAUUCGGAGACCGUGGUGGAAGAGGCGGUUCCAGAGGUGGUUUCGGAGACCGCGGUGGAAGAGGUGGAUUUGGUGGCAGAGGUGGCUCCAGAGGUGGCCGUGGAGGUGACCGUGGAGGAAGAGGUGGUGCCCGUGGCGGUCGUGGUGGCCGCGGAGGAGCCCGUGGUGGUGCCCGUGGUGGUGCUAAGGUGGUGAUCGAGCCUCACAGACAUGCCGGUGUUUUCAUCGCCAGAGGCAAGGAGGAUCUGCUGGUGACCAGAAACGUUGCCCCAGGUGAUUCCGUGUACGGAGAGAAGCGCAUCUCCAUCGAAGAGCCUUCCUCCGUUGAGGGAGAACCAGCCACCAAGAUCGAAUACAGAGUGUGGAAUCCUUUCAGAUCUAAGCUGGCUGCUGGUAUCAUGGGUGGUCUUGACGAGCUCUUCAUUGCCCCAGGCAAGAAGGUGUUAUACCUCGGUGCCGCUUCCGGAACCUCUGUUUCGCACGUCGCCGAUGUUGUUGGACCAGAGGGUGUCGUGUAUGCCGUUGAGUUUGCUCACAGACCAGGUAGAGAGCUGAUUGGAAUGGCCAAGAAGAGACCUAACGUCAUCCCAAUCAUCGAAGACGCCAGACACCCACAGAAAUACCGUAUGUUGAUCGGUAUGGUGGACGUUGUAUUCGCAGAUGUUGCUCAACCAGACCAGGCCAGAAUCAUCGCAUUGAACUCGCAUUUGUUCUUGAAGGACCAAGGUGGAGUCGUCAUCUCCAUCAAGGCCAACUGUAUCGACUCCACGGUUGACGCCGAGACCGUGUUCGCCAGAGAGGUGCAGAAGCUGCGUGAAGAGCGUAUCAAGCCAUUGGAACAGUUGACUCUUGAGCCUUAUGAGCGUGACCAUUGUAUUGUCGUUGGCCGCUACAUGAGAAGCGGAGUGUAA